Lathyrus sativus (Indian pea) is the source of this 252-nucleotide messenger RNA. The record is from the annotation of a GenBank genome assembly. NCBI's taxonomy places the organism in Eukaryota, Viridiplantae, Streptophyta, Magnoliopsida, Fabales, Fabaceae.
AUGAAUCUGUUUGCUUUGCUUCUGAACAAGGAAACCGAUCAAGUUAUCGAAUGGACCCGGACUCUUCCUUUUCACAUGCAAAGUUUUAGAAACAACCAUAAUCUUCCAAUUCAUGCUCUGAUCUUUGGGAAGUUUGAAGAAGGAAGCAAGUUAUCUUUGCGAGAGGGAAGCAAGCUAGAAAGAUGUAGUUUUGAUUUCAACAAGCUAGGACCCACUUUGAGCUUUUCAUGGUGGGAAAGAUUUUGUCGGUGA